Molecule: messenger RNA, 932 nt
Organism: Sphaeramia orbicularis (orbiculate cardinalfish)
Lineage: Eukaryota; Metazoa; Chordata; Actinopteri; Kurtiformes; Apogonidae
Product: rab11 family-interacting protein 5-like
Biological process (GO): regulated exocytosis
Cellular component (GO): early endosome; recycling endosome; phagocytic vesicle
Molecular function (GO): small GTPase binding
Source: RefSeq, a predicted model, not a curated record
AGGCAGGACGCGCCGAGCAGCUGCGGAACGCACCGAACAACCGGAGACCACGGCCAUAAUGCGGCACCGCCCGCAAACCCCGGCGCUGAUGUGACCGUUCACAGCCGGAGAAGGAGAGGCAGCGGCGGACACCGACACCACCACCUCCUCCUCUACCACCUCCACCACCACCUCGCCUCAUCUGCCGCGCCAGGUCGGUCGGUCGGUCGUCGUCUGUCUGGAGCCGGACAUGUCCUCUCUAAACCCAGACGAGGACCAGAAAUGGUUACCGACACACGUCCAGGUGACGGUGCUCCGAGGCAGAGGACUCCGGGGCAAGGGCAAGCACGGAACCAGCGACGUGUACACCAUCAUCCAGCGGGAGAAAUACUCGACCUGCGUGGCGGAGAAGACCACCGAACCGGAGUGGAGGGAGGAGUGCUCGUUUGAGAUGCAGCCCGGCGUCCUGGAGAGCCGGGACCGGGGCUCGUACCCGGCCGGGAGCAACGAGCUGGUCCUCACCGUCAUGCACCGGGCGCUCAUCGGGCUGGACGUGUUCCUGGGGCAGGCUGUGAUCCCCCUGGAUAAGCUCUUCCACGACAGCAGAUGCGUAAAAAAUGAGUAGGUUCAUGUGUCUGUGUCUAUGUGUUUGUUUGUGUGUGUGUGUGUGUGUGUGUGCACUGUAUGCGUCUGCACCCCCUUUAUGUGUUUUCCCAUGCACAUUGAACUCAUCAGGAUGUCUCUUGUCUUGUUAUGGUCUUCCUGUCCUCAUAGUUUGCUACACACUUUGCUCUGAGACAUAAACACAGCUGUCAAAUCUCCGGUGCUGCAUCAAGGCCCUGCAGACACACCCUCCCUCCUCCAUCAGACACUAAACUAACUCUGACCAACACACACCUCCACAAACCGAGCCCUUAAAACCUUCUAGAAACACCAGCUCAUCUCCUGGUGGG